AUAGAGCAACCAAUACAAAAAGAUAUAAAACACGCAAGACUUCGCUCAUAUCUGACUUAUAAUUUCAAGAUGAAUACUAUAAAAAUGAUGAAGGCAAGUUUCAUAUUUUUCCUGCUUGGCGUUGUAAUAACGGAGAUCAAAUCUGAUAGUACUUGCUCUGUGAGUUACGAUAGAGCGAGAUCAAAAAUGCAUUUAGAAUUAGACUGGUUGGAAAAUGCACAAAGAAUACAAGGAAGACCUGGAAAGAGAGGAAUACCUGGAAUUACAGGAGAGAAAGGAACACAGGGACAGCGAGGUGAAAAGGGCGAACAAGGAAUCAUAGGGCCAAAAGGAAAUGCAGGAAUGGUUGGACAUCCAGGUCCUAAAGGUGAAGUUUCACAAGAAUAUUUGGCAAAUUUAGAAGCCAAAAUGCUGAAGUUUGUGACUCUCCCUUGGGUAAAAGUAAAUGAAAGAUUCUCAUAUUUUUCAAGCUCUUUCUCCAUGACUUGGGAGGAAGGGAAAACAUAUUGUGAAGAAAGGAAUGCUCAUCUGGCAUACAUGGGACCUAGAGACCCAGGCAUUUAUAAUUCUAUAAAGGGGAAUUUGAAGUUGAUCGCCCGUCAUAAUUUCUAUUGGAUCGGGCUAAAACGACAAGCAAAUGGGAACUACCAAUGGACUGAUGGUGUUGUGGCUGACGGAAAUCCAUGGACUACUCAAGUAGAAUGUACCGGCAAUGGCGAAUGUGUUGGGAUACAUGCGGGAUGUAAUAAAUUUACAAAGGCAAGUUGCAGCAAGACUUUAAAAGUACUGUGUGAAAUAGACUUUUGAACUUGAGAUUUGAGUUGCGAAAUCUCAUAUCAUAAAUUACUAAAACUUAUGUGAUUAUUAUCUAUCUCUCGAUAUAUGACUGUUUAAUUAUAUUAUGGCUUCGCAGUUCAGAUAGCGCGCAUCUUGCUAAAUGUUUGCAUCUUACUUCAGAUCAGCCCGGGUCCUCAGAUUCAAAUCUUGUAGGGAUAAUUAUAUAAGCCCUGGCAUAGUAAGUGUUAGAUUGUGUUGGCAUUGCAGGGUAAAAUCUCUGGUUCAAAUUCCCCCCCUAACCCAGGGUAAAAUAAAUUGGGUAGCCCGUACCAAAGAGAAAAAAAAUUGACCCUUCCAAAGACAAUAUUCCCUUACAUAUCAUUAGAUCAAUGGCUGCUUCUAAAUAGCCUUAUUUGAAGCAAAAGGCGUGAAUGAAUUUUAUUAUCACAAACAAUGUCAACAAUAUGAUACAUUUCGAGCAGAAAAACUCAACAAUAAUUGGUUGGUCAGUAUUUGUGAUGGUCAGUAUGCAAAGCCAGAUAGGUCACUGAGGCUCCUGGCCCAUGCUGUAUAUAAGAUAUCAUUAAUACAAGCAAGCAUGUUUACACAAUGUGUCAACUGCUAGGCCAAUACUUUUGCUAUUCAAAAAUUUUGCUUUCAUGUUUUUAUUUGAUUAUUAGUGUUCUGUUUGCUACCCUAACAUAUUUAAUCAUGUAUUUAUUAUUCAUGUAUUUGAGGUUUUAAAACAAAAAGGCAAACAUGAAAAUUUUAAAAAUGUUUUAUUUGAAAAUGCUACAAAGAAAUAGGUAAUCCUUAAUAAGCUGGUAUCUAAUAGGGAUGGGACGAGUCCGGCAUUACAGAGAUUCGACGAAUCCGA
Styela clava is the source of this 1654-nucleotide messenger RNA. The record is from RefSeq and is a predicted model, not a curated record. Lineage: Eukaryota; Metazoa; Chordata; Ascidiacea; Stolidobranchia; Styelidae.